GAAAAACAGGCAGAUUUGCAACCGGGGAUAUGGAAACUUGCCAAAAACCAGAAAGCAUUACCACACGUUGCUUAUUUGUCAAUGCUAAAGCGACACACUGCUCCCGUUAAUGUAGUCAGAUUCUCGCCUAACGGAGAGUUGUUGGCCUCUGCUGGAGAUGAUGGAGUCAUUUGUCUAUGGAAGCUGUUGGAAAAUAAUGAUUCAACAAGCUCUUUUGGUGAAGAUUUUGAUGGAGGUUCUAAUAGGGAUCCAGAAACUUGGAAA
Acaulospora morrowiae is the source of this 264-nucleotide messenger RNA. The record is from the annotation of a GenBank genome assembly. Lineage: Eukaryota; Fungi; Glomeromycota; Glomeromycetes; Diversisporales; Acaulosporaceae.